Molecule: messenger RNA, 1361 nt
Organism: Hymenoscyphus albidus
Lineage: Eukaryota; Fungi; Ascomycota; Leotiomycetes; Helotiales; Helotiaceae
Source: the annotation of a GenBank genome assembly
CACCACUCAAUGCAAGUCAAUGGUUCUUGAUACUGAUACUCACUACUGUAGCAAUAAUAUACCCAUACCAUACUCGCCAUGCUUUCACUUCCAAACCUUGCUCCUCAAGAUGUAGGUUUCUUGUCCCUUUCCUCUCUUCAAUUGAUGUUACGGUUGGUUACAUGCUAACGAAGCCGUGCAGUCGUACACACUAUGGUACACCUCAUCUAGUUCUACCAUUUCCUCUCACAGCCAUGAUCCCAAUUCCUCUGAUCACCUUGGCGCAUCUCCUCAUGGUCAAAAUGCCCAAUCCAACCCCCAGAGACGGCAACAAGCCUUGCACCGCCAUCCGCUCGCGCGAUUGCGACUAGACGAAGAAUACAUCGAGCGACGAAAACAAAAUAUACAAAACUAUGGCAAUUCAUGGAUCAAACCACCUGGCAUUCCCAAGUCGCUGUACCAAUUGCGCGAGGAAAAAAGAGAAAUGGAGGAGCAUCAAGAGGCGCUAAGACGAGAACAGCUUGCGCAGGAGCUUGCCGAGGCGGAAGCGGAGGCAGAAGCAGAAGCUACUAAUGCGCUUUUGCGGGCUGAGGCUGCGGAAGGAGAGGACGAGGAGGAAGUCAGAGAUCUUGACGACGAUAUUCCGGAAGCAGACGCAACUGCCAUGACAUAUGACGACCCGGACGAAUCGGAGGAGGAAGAAGACGAAGAUGACGACGAAGAAGAGAGUCAAAUGAUCGAGGAGGUCCCCAGAGGAGUAUUAGCUGCGCGGCUACCCGACGACGUCUACAGAGAGGCUUUGGUGCGUGGAGAAGAACCAAGAGCUUCGAGGUUUGGCGACGAGGGAGAUUCUACCGUUGAUGGGGAAGAUCCAUCGCAAAUGCUACAGGAAGAGGAUCUUGUGCAUGAAGUGGUGCCAAUGCACGGUGACGAAGAUAUGGACAUGGACGCGGAUCUCGACGCAGAAAUCCCAGAUGCUGAUGAAGGAGGUUAUGAGCACACUGACACAGAAGCAGAACUUAGCAGCAGCAGCAGCUCAAGCGAAGAUGAAGAGAGUUUGGACGAGAACCCACUGCCCCCGAACGGUCAAACCCAGUCAAGUAUGGUUCGAAGUGACGGAACCCAGAAUAGUAUGGAUUUGAGUGGCAUGCUCUCAAAUAAUAGCAGUCAUUUUGGGAGCAGUCCACAGCAGAUCUCUACUAGACGUCUUCGAAGAGGACCAUGAGCUUUCCACAUGUUGAAGGAAACCAAACACCGAUGGUAUUGUUGUCUUUUGAAGUCAUUCAUGGACGUGGAAUCUGUAUCUUCUCAAGCCCUGGCGUGCUCAGAAGAGCCUGUAACUAGUAAAAAAAAUGAAGUAUAUGUACGAAGCAAAAGGUAUC